Molecule: messenger RNA, 1716 nt
Organism: Symbiodinium sp. CCMP2456
Lineage: Eukaryota; Dinophyceae; Suessiales; Symbiodiniaceae
Source: the annotation of a GenBank genome assembly
AUGUAUCAGGCAGGCUUGAUCGUGGAUGUAGUGGACCACAACCAGCGGAUCUCUGCCUGUGGGCGAAGCCAAAGGUGGAGAGGCGCCAUACACCUUCUAGAAGCCCUUCAGCCGAAGCUGCGAGCCAGCAUCAUCACUUUCAACGCAGCAGUGGCUGCGUUUUCACGUGAGAACUGGCAAAGGGCCUUCGACUUGCACAAGCAAUUGCUGCAGAUGUGUGCGAAGCAGGAUGUGAUCACGCUGAACACCUCCGGACAAGCAUUGCAAGCAGAUCAAUGGCAGACUGUCUUCAAUCUGAUGGAGACUGUAUGUAGAGCAAACAUCAGGCUCAGUCAGACAAGCUUUGGAAUUGUCAUCAACACUUGCAAAGGUAGUGAAAACUGGGAGCUGGCAAUUGGUGCACUCAGCCAAAUGCAGAGGACUGCUUUGCAAAGCAACGAGAUCGUCUGGAGCUCCUUGUUACAUUCCGUGGUGUGGGAGACUGCAUUGGCCAUCAUGGAAGCUGCUUCUAAAAGCACGCGACCGAACCUUGUUUGCUUUAGCUCCCUGAGCAGCACACUGGACAGGAAAGCCACCUGGAAGAGAUCCUUGUCGUUGCUUGACGCUGUCCUGGGGCGGCAUCUGCAGCUUGGGAACAGUUUUCUGCACAAUACCGCCUGCAGCUCCUGCGCCAGGGUGGCACGAUGGGAACAUGCCGUCGAGGCGCAAGCAGAUAUCGUGAAACAUAGUUUACAGCUCGACAUCGUGGGUUUCACAGCGGCGAUGAGCGCAGUUGAUGCACCGAGCUGGCGACAUAUACUAGUUCUGCUGAAGACUGCGUACAAGUCUGGCAUCGAAUCCAACAGUCUAGCGUUCAAUGCUGCUGGUGAUGGCCUUGCAAAAAGUCGACACUGGGACUCUGCAUUUUCCCUGUUGGACGUGAUGCAUACCCUUCGCAUGGAGAUGGAUGUGUUCACAUGGAGCCUAGUGUGGACCGGAUAUCGUCUCUCCGGCAGGUUGGCCACAGGCUUCCUGCUGCGAUGCCUGCACAGCGAUUUGAAGCCAAACAGGGUCUUGCUGUCAAGCGCGAUCACGUUAUGCAAAGAAUGCUACCAGUGGACAUCGGCAUUGGACAUUCUGAGCUCCAUGCGAACGGCCAAUGCACGGCCCGAUCUGAUAAGUCACAGUGAUGCUAUCGGGGCAUGUUGCGUGCCUUCUUGGCAGGUUGCGCUCAGCUUGUGGCUGCAGAUGCCUGCUCAGCUGGUGGAAACAGAUGUGGCUUGCACUGCCCAGAUAUUGGAGGCUGCCGUUCAGCAGCAAUCCUCCUGUGCUCCAGAGCUUGCUGACAAGCUUGAUACCUGCGCAACCUCGCAGUAUGCAGCAUCGCGGGCGCUGGAGUCCGCUGGCAUUCCUGAGGACCAGCUCGGUGCGCAUCGGCGCUUGCUGCGGAGACUGCAGAGACAGGGUGGUGUUGCUGGCGCAAGCGACACCGACGAGGUGCAGCUAGAUCUUGGAUUCCUGUCAGGCUCAGGCGGCUCAGGCUCGCUACAGCCCGAGGAACACGCAGCAUCGUUGUCACGUGAAGCUUGCCGGAUUGAAGGCAACAAGGUGGAAGUGGCCACGAUGACAGAGCAUGUUCCCGAGCCUGAGGUAGCGAACUGCUCCAGCCCUAGCGACUGCGGCUACAGGGAAGGCUGGCCUUCAGACGAUCCAGAACGUAGGAGACACGACCAGUAA